UAAUCUGUUCUCUUUUUGUUCUCUCGAAGAUGAAAGAUGAGUAUAUCUUUGUUGCGUAGCGGUCCCCAAAGAGAUUGAUUGAUUGAUGGGUGGAGAACAGAGAGAUCACUCUUCACUACCAUAAAAGAGAGAGAGAUGCAAAGCAGAGACCACACACCCAAUGGAGGCAAAUGCAAGCAACAAUAACAUGCAGCAGUCUCACAGUCACAGCUGCCUAGAAAUAACCAUGGAGGUUCACAAGGUUGUGCCACCGCCACCUACAAGCUCCUUGAAGAAACUCAAGACCAGGCUCAAAGAGACCUUCUUCCCCGAUGACCCUCUGCGCCAAUUCAAAGGGAAAUCUCUCAAGAAGAAGUGGGUACUUGGAGCUCAGUAUGUAUUCCCAGUCCUUCAAUGGGGUCCUAAUUACAACCUUAAACUCUUGAAAUCUGAUGUUGUUGCUGGCCUCACAAUUGCUAGCUUGGCCAUUCCCCAGGGCAUCAGCUAUGCUAAGCUUGCCAAUUUGCCUCCCAUAGUUGGUCUCUACUCCAGCUUUGUUCCUCCUCUUGUAUAUGCAGUUCUGGGGAGCUCCAGGGACCUUGCAGUAGGUCCUGUUUCAAUUGCUUCUCUAAUAAUGGGAUCAAUGCUUAGGCAAGAAGUCUCUCCAACCAAAGAGCCUGUUCUGUUUCUUCAACUGGCCUUUUCUUCAACCUUCUUUGCUGGUCUGUUUCAAGCUUCUCUGGGGUUGUUAAGGCUUGGAUUUAUUAUUGAUUUCCUUUCAAAGGCAAUACUUAUUGGAUUCAUGGCUGGAGCAGCCAUUAUAGUCUCAUUACAGCAGCUUAAGGCCUUGCUUGGGAUCACUCACUUCACCAAACAAAUGGGUUUGGUUCCUGUUUUGAGCUCUGUUUUCCAUCACACUGAUGAGUGGUCAUGGCAAACGAUACUGAUGGGCUUUUGCCUUCUUGUGUUCCUUCUGCUAUCAAGACACAUUAGCAUUAAAAGGCCAAAGCUGUUCUGGGUCUCAGCUGGUGCCCCCCUUGUCUCUGUGAUUCUGUCCACUCUCUUGGUUUUUGCAUUCAAGGCUCAAAAUCAUGGAAUCAGUGUGAUUGGAAAAUUACCGGAAGGACUAAACCCUCCUUCCUGGAACAUGCUGCGCCUCCAUGGAAGCCACUUAGGACUUGUGAUCAAGACUGGACUUGUCACUGGCAUUAUUUCCCUCACUGAAGGGAUUGCAGUAGGAAGGACUUUUGCUGCCUUAAAGAACUACAGAGUUGAUGGUAACAAGGAAAUGAUGGCAAUUGGGCUCAUGAACAUGGUUGGCUCCUCCACAUCCUGCUAUGUCACGACAGGCGCGUUUUCCCGAUCAGCGGUGAAUCACAACGCCGGAGCGAAAACAGCAGUGUCUAAUGUAAUAAUGUCAGUGACAGUGAUGCUGACACUCCUCUUCCUGAUGCCUCUCUUCCAAUACACACCAAAUGUUGUAUUGGGUGCCAUAAUAGUCACAGCAGUAAUUGGCCUUAUAGACAUUCCUGCAGCUUAUCAGAUCUGGAAGAUCGAUAAAUUCGACUUCUUUGUUCUGCUAUGUGCUUUGUUGGGUGUCAUUUUCAUUUCUGUCCAAGACGGCCUCGCCAUUGCCGUGGGAAUAUCCAUCUUCAAGCUUCUCCUGCAAAUCACAAGGCCGAAGACAGUUGUGCUCGGAAAUAUUCCGGGGACGAACAUAUAUCGCAAUCUGCAUCAUUAUAAGGAAGCAGUGAGAGUUCCAGGUUUCCUCAUUUGGAGUGUUGAAGCUCCCAUCAACUUUGCCAAUACAACUUAUCUCAAUGAGAGGAUUUUGAGAUGGAUAGAAGAGAAUGAAGCAGAGGAGGAUGAAAAGAAACAACCGAGCCUUCAUUUUCUGAUACUUGACAUGUCAGCUGUAAGUUCUAUAGACACAAGUGGAGUUGCAUUCUUCAAGGAACUCAACCAAACACUGGAAAACAAAGGUGUUGAGCUUGUGCUGGUGAAUCCUUUGGCAGAGGUGAUAGAGAAAUUACAAAGAGCAGAUGAUAUUCGUGAUUUUAUGAUGAGACCUGAAAGUCUUUACUUGACAGUAGGAGAAGCUGUAGCUUCACUCUCACUCACAAUGAAGGGGCAAUCAUCAAGCAGUGUAUAACAACAACAUUUUUUAUAGCUAAUUCUUCAUUUCACAAAUGAAGAAUAGGAACAUUAUACUAUGUAUUAAUUUAGUCUAUAUAUUUUUAAGCUUUAUAUUU
This is a messenger RNA of Tripterygium wilfordii, 2231 nucleotides long. RefSeq names its product probable sulfate transporter 3.3. Lineage: Eukaryota; Viridiplantae; Streptophyta; Magnoliopsida; Celastrales; Celastraceae. The coding region runs from base 161 to 2131 and encodes 656 amino acids. The transcript is spliced from 12 exons. The record is from RefSeq and is a predicted model, not a curated record. Gene Ontology annotation, cellular component: membrane. Gene Ontology annotation, biological process: transmembrane transport. Gene Ontology annotation, molecular function: secondary active sulfate transmembrane transporter activity.